UGGAGUGAACAGGCAUAUCUACUUCUGGGACUCCAUAAAUCAAGGGACCCGUCCACAGCCCGCUUAAACAGCUGCAAUACCAGGCUUGGCCGCUGAGCACUGGUGGUUUGCGGAAGUAUGCACUGCUCCUGGGAGCCUGCUACUAGUGAGUGACACGCUCUGAGAACAUCUGUUCCGAGUGGACUGCCCAUGUUCCAGUAUCAUCCAAUCGAGUUAGAACACCACUCCCGCCUCAUUUUCAUGUGCGGAACUCAUCAUGGCGGAGAAACGGUGCAUUUUAUUUUUUUAAAGUUGGGACCAGAGGAUCGUUGCCAGCUUUAAGGUUGUGCUUCAUGUCAACCCAAUGCAAGCCAUACCCAUGCAAAUCUGAAAGGGUGGCAUGAACCUAGGGUGGGAUCCCAACGGGGCACCCGUUCAGAUGUCCCAGCCCCUCACCACAGGGCAGAUGAACAUCAACCCAUGUACCUCCAUGGCCGAGCGACGUGCCGCAGGUACCAAUGGCUACAAUAGGAUGGACUCCACUGCCACCGUUUGGGUGUCCCCUGCAUCGAUUCCAACGCCAUACUUCCCCGCCAGUACUGUUGGACCCAAGGAACUUGCUCAUAAUGGGGGACGCAUCACAGCUCUGUCUCCUCCACCCUCGGAGGACCAUGGCGUGUUGAGGAGGGUCCAUCAGCAGCAGAGGCAGAAUCCUCAUGUUAGGGCAACGCAUAACCUACCACCAUUAGUCGAAUCACACUAUCAACAUUCAUGGUCACAGAAGGGCCAAUCAAGGAGGGAGGUUUGUGAGUGGAGUAAGUCUGCUCAGAAAAACUGUAGACUGACUGGCAGCUUGGCCGGUGAUGAGGACGACGGUCCAGAUUCACAGUGUGGGCGCAGACGUCAAGAACUUAAAUUGGGAGGAGAGAUCUCUGCCUUAAAGCGGCACCAACCACCGCACUCGUUUGAACAGAGUGAGCGUCGCCCCAGUGUUCCAGCAGUAAGCACAUCAUCUGCAUCACAGUUAGUGAGUACACAUAGUCAGGAUCCUUCUUCAGUUGGGAAAGAGCAUUGCUCUCACACCCCUUGCCCUGUUCCACACCCAGCUCACCUUAAGCUCAAAGCAAUGAGCAAAAAUAAACGUUUUACUGAUGCCCACAUUCAUGAUUUCCUUAUGGAAAGAGUGUCUAACAUAAUGGCGGGACGGACCCAGUGUGGCGGGAGCAAGGGUGCAGAACGGACACAUUGUUUGAGUUCCAGUACCUUAAAUGUAUGCCUGCCAAGCAAGCAGAACACUGGUUCAUUACAUUUGAAAAUAGACGAAUCAGCACCCCGGCAUGUCACCUCUACCGCAUCAUCGGAGGAAAUCUGCGUUUCUUCUGCCGGGAGUGCUGGUAGUCCAGCUCUCGACUGCAACGGGAAUGAGAAGUGGUCCACUGCGUUCGGAAAAGGAAUUCAAGAGAAGCAAUCAGCGUUGACUCGUAAUGUUUUAAAGCAAGAUGGCCAACCUAAACCAGAAAAGGACUCCACAGGUACACAAAUCACGGCUUUAAAUAACUCGCACACUGUAUCUUUAAUUGAGUGUACAGAGGAGGCCCCAGAUUUUGAUUUAACUAAAUUAUGGGAUGCAAAUAUCUUGUGUGAAACUGGGGACAAACCCAUUUUUAACAAUAUAUGCGUUGACGAAAAGGGGGACAUUGGGGAUGUCGACUAUUGUAAAACAAAACUCUGUCAGGGUGCUAUAGCAGAGUUUUCUACUGUGCCAAUAAUUAGUUACUCAUUUUUUGCAAUGAAAGAGCUAGUCUCCACUACAAACUCUAUCCCUUGUAAAGUAACUAGCCCCGCUGAGGACAUUUAUGACUCCAUCUUGCAGUGUUAUUGGAAUGGAAAUAAAGAUGAUGUUCAUGUUUUUACAUCCACAGAAUACCCGAAAAUUAUGAUGCUCGCUGCGGAGGUUUGUGCAAAGAACGACAACGAGAAUCCAGUGAUUCUCUCUGCACUCUCAGGAACAACCCCAAAGGAGUUCAUAGAGCAGCGAGCUGCCUCAGAGGUUGAAAACGGUGCGACACAAGGACACAAGUACACCUCCUCAUGGCUAAUCGCCAACUGCCUCGAGGAUCGAGCCAAAGAGCCAGGCGCUCUGCACCCCGUCUCGUACGUGGGUCACCCGGAGGCGCGAGAAACGGGGACUCUGAGUUUAGUGAAUAAUUGGCAAGCAGGGAAGACUAACACAGAAAUGGACAUGGCCAAAUCAAUACAAAUGUCAUGCAAAGAAGAACACUGGUUUAAAAGCCAGAGUUAUGAAUACAUUUCAGAAGACGACAUUCAAAAUGGCGAAGACAUUCUGGCUCUGGAUUUGCAGUCAAAUAGGCUUCCCUCUGAAACCACAAUUGGAAAUUUGAGUGGCGCUUCCUCUAAAUAUUGCCCCGUCUAUGAAGAUAUCUCUGAAACACAAAUUUCCACAGAUGUAUGUUUAAUCAUAGAUGAGCCGUCGGGGACACAACUGUCAAACAAUGUCAGACAACCUAUCAAAUCUGGGAGUCCCACAAAUGUCCCGGCCCUUUCAAAACAUUUGUUUAAUUCCGCAAGGCAGUCUCGUGACGGAACCUCAAAUGGUGACAAAACUGGUUUGAUUCCUGGUUUGUUACCUGAGGUUCAUGCAGGUCGUUCUCUGCAGCAGGAAGUCAUUUACAUUAGUUCAGACGAGGAUACAAUGGACCUUUCUACUGAAGAAGAUGGAUCUACCGAUACUGAAAUUCAAGAGAAGGUGACUGAAGCCAUAAGCCCCAUGGUUGAAGAGGAGGAUGCUGAAGAGGAUUGGCUGAUGAUUCCGGUGGCAAUAGCAUACCUUGCAUUUGUUGAAGCGAAUGUAAACCAUGUCUCCCAAGCAAAAACCCAAUCUAGUGGUAAAAAUAUGCUGCCUUCAACAACCAAAAAACCUUUGCCAACUUCUCCCAUGAGGCAGUUGGAAGUGUUUGAUACCCUUGAUAGCUUUCUACGAGAAAAGGCUUGCCUAAAUCCCUGUAGCAAUAAAGAUUCUCAGAUUAUAAUUGUUUCUGAUGAUCUCCCUGUGCCAACACCCACAGAAGGCAUCCCAGCAGAAUCAAGUAAUGGAAACAUUGUUCUCCGGUGCAGAGAAAGAUCCAGUUCAUGUGACACCGAAGACAGCAGUGACUACUCGUCCUCGGAGUCCAAUUGCAACUAUUUAACAGUGUCCCCUCAGUGCUGGGAAGACGGAAAUCUCUCCAAAUCACUGAAGAAGAAGAAGAGGAAAACGUGUGAAAAAUUAUAUUCUGCCAAACGGCCUCGUACAAUCACAUUCUCUGACGGCACGGAUGACAGCUGUGUGUUCGAAGUGGAGAUGGAAACGAGCCUGGAGACGGAUGUACCCAUGACACCUGAACCUAAAAGCAGCCCGAUAGAAUCUGAAGGUGAUUGCAGUUCUGUUGAAUUUAAAAAAGCUCCAACAAAAUGUCAUGCAAAAACCGAUCAAACAGCCAUUCUAAAAGGACUAAAGAAACUAACCGAUGAAGGAGCCAAGUUAAAACGCAGAGGUGCAAAGGGCUUGAGGUUGUCUGAAUCGGAGGACGGGGGAGAUGAUUUCCCAGUUCUACGAAUUGGACAUUUGGCUGAAGGUCACAGGUAUCCAGUAAAGGGGCCUCAACAAAGGGCAUUCCUUGACUUGGAGAUUGACCAAAAGCCCCCCUGUGUGGCUGGAGCAGAGGAGCGGGUCUCAACUAGUCAUGAACUCCCAAAACCCAAUCCCAUAAUCCCUCGCUUGUUUUUCAAGAUGCCUUCUGAACAAAGUGAUCCAGUGACACUGAUGGCAGAAUUGACCAUCCCUAAGAACAAAAGAGAUGACUACAGACUCUCGAAACGAACCAAGAAAAACAAUCCGGUUACUUCUGCUAACGGACAACCAAAAUAUAAGACGAGAGAUGAGAAAUUACGUUCUGAGAAACGUAAAAUGCUCGAUGGCCCAAUCGGAGAACAGAAAGUAAAUGCAUUUAAUUCCGGGCAACAUGUGACCUCCAAUAAACCAACAUCAGUUUCAAAGGACCACCUGAUUAUCCCAAAGCAACUGACGACGUCCACGGCAGCGCUUCAGAAGUACAAGGCUCAUUCCACGGCUAGCACAGAGCCACCCAGGACAGCGUCCUCUCGUGGCCCAGAGCGAUCCAGGAAAACAUCCUCUAGUGGUGGCAAAGAGACACCCAGGACAGCAUCCUCUCGUGGCAAAGGGCCACCCAGGACAGCAUCCUUUAGUGGCCCAGAGCCACCCAGGACAGCAUCCUCUAGUGGUCCAGCACCAUCCAGGACAGCAUCCUCUAGUGGUCCAGCACCAUCCAGGACAGCAUCCUCUAGUGGCCCAGAGCCACCCAGGACAGCGUCCUCUAGUGGCCCAGAGCCACCCAGGACAGCAUCCUUUAGUGGUCCAGCACCAUCCAGGACAGCAUCCUCUAGUGGUCCAGCACCAUCCAGGACAGCAUCCUCCAGUGGCCAAGAGCCACCCAGGACAGCGUCCUCUAGUGGCCCAGAGCCACCCAGGACAGCGUCCUCUAGUGGCCCAGAGCCACCCAGGACAGCAUCCUUUAGUGGUCCAGCACCAUCCAGGACAGCAUCCUCUAGUGGUCUAGUACCAUCUAGGACAGCGUCCUCUAGUGGUUCAGCACCACCCAGGACAGCAUCCUUUAGUGGUAUACCGCCAUCCAGGACCGCAUCCUCAGGUGACCAUAACAAUCAGUCCACAUUGGAAACCAGUCCAUACUUCAGCUGCCACUCAACCCAUACCAAAAAACGAAUCUCUCACUACGUUCGCAGAGCCGACAAGACAAAGGAUUCUGUUCGUCCAAAGCCGUCCCUUCUCACCGAAACAGCUCCCAGUUCCAGUAAAGGGCAGUUGAAAUCCAGUAUGAUCUCAAAAUCCUCUAAAGCCGGAAGAUAUUCUAUAGAUUCUAAAAGAGUCACACUCUCAGACGCUUCUGGGAGCACAAAGGAGUCGGCAAGGCAACAGAUCCGCAAAGAAUUGAGGGAAAAGAAAAAUAAUCUGGAUAUUUCUGCUAACGCACAACCCAGAAAUGAGACGAGAGACAAGAAACUACGUUCUGAGAAACGUAGAAUGCUCGAUGGCCCAAAUGGAGAACAUAAAGUAAAUGCAUUUAAUACCGGGCACCACGUGAGCUCCAGUAAAUCGACAUCAGUUUCAAAGGACCACCUAAUUACCAAAAAACAACUGACGACGUCCACAGCAGCGCUUCAGAAGUACAAGAGUCAUUCCAUGGCUAGCACAGAGCCACCCAGGACAGCGUCCUCUAGUGGCACAGAGCCACCUAGGACAGCGUCAUCUAGUGGCAAAGAGCCACCCAGGACAGCGUCAUCUUGUGGCAAAGAGACACCCAGGACAGCGUCCUCUAGUGGCCCAGAGCCACCCAGGACAGCGUCCUCUAGUGGCCCAGAGCCACCCAGGACAGCGUCAUCUAGUGGCAAAGAGCCAUCCAGGACAGCGUCCUCUAGUGGUCCAGCACCAUCCAGGACAGCGUCCUCUAGUGGCACAGAGCCACCCAGGACAGCGUCAUCUAGUGGCAAAGAGCCACCCAGGACAGCGUCAUCUAGUGGCAAAGAGCCACCCAGGACAGCGUCAUCUUGUGGCAAAGAGACACCCAGGACAGCGUCCUCUAGUGGCCCAGAGCCACCCAGGACAGCGUCCUCUAGUGGCCCAGAGCCACCCAGGACAGCGUCAUCUAGUGGCAAAGAGCCAUCCAGGACAGCGUCCUCUAGUGGUCCAGCACCAUCCAGGACAGCGUCCUCUAGUGGCCCAGAGCCACCCAGGACAGCGUCCUCUAGUGGCCCAGAGCCACCCAGGACAGCGUCCUCUAGUGGCCCAGAGCCACCCAGGACAGCGUCAUCUAGUGGCAAAGAGACACCCAGGACGGGGUCAUCUAGUGGCACAGAGCCACCCAGGACAGCGUCCUCUAGUGGCCCAGAGCCACCCAGGACAGCGUCAUCUAGUGGCAAAGAGCCACCCAGGACAGCGUCAUCUAGUGGCAAAGAGACACCCAGGACCGCAUCCCCAGGUGACCAUAACAAUCAGACGACGACGGAUUCCAUUCACCAGAAGCCGUCCCAUCUCAUCUGUUCCAGUAAAGGGCAGUCGAAUUCCAGUAUGAUCUCAAAAUCCUCUAUAACCGGCAGACAUUCUACAGAUUCUAAAAGAGACACAUUCUCAGACCCUUCUGGGAGCACAAAGGAGUCGGCAAGGCAACAGAUCCGCAAAGAAUUGAGGGAUAACUAUGUCUCAACCAGAAAAUCACUGCAGGACAUGCUCUGGGCCAGAGGACACAAGGCAACAUGCGUCCAAGCAGAAGAACACUGCGUCCGCCACCCCGCUGAUGAAGAGGACCAAGAAUCAGGCGAUGCGGAUGCCAAGCGGUUGGCCUCAGCGGAACAUCUCCGCGGAAGUCCCCAGGAGCGAGGAAAACGACAGAGUUCCGGAGUUGGAGGAGGAACCACCAAGCGGGUUGAAGCCAGGUGACCAAGUGUACCUAAAGGGGUUCAGGAGAAGAUACAAAGUCACCAACGCAACACGAACAGCCUUCCAGGUGGAGGGAAGUGCCACGUGGUAUCACCUCAGCCACUGCACAAGAGCCGCUCAACCUAGGACAAGGGAACAGCGUGUGGAGGAGCGUGAGAAGGAGCCAGAUGCAGACAUGCCUGGGGCUGACCAGCUACCACAGGACCAGACCCAGCCGAGCCAGGAGCAACAGCUACA
Gadus morhua (Atlantic cod) is the source of this 6748-nucleotide messenger RNA. RefSeq lists its product as uncharacterized. The coding region runs from base 380 to 6511 and encodes 2043 amino acids. The transcript is spliced from 3 exons. The record is from RefSeq and is a predicted model, not a curated record. NCBI's taxonomy places the organism in Eukaryota, Metazoa, Chordata, Actinopteri, Gadiformes, Gadidae.